Molecule: messenger RNA, 1137 nt
Organism: Rotaria sordida
Lineage: Eukaryota; Metazoa; Rotifera; Eurotatoria; Philodinida; Philodinidae
Source: the annotation of a GenBank genome assembly
AUGUCGUCUUCAUCUAAUACAUAUCGUAUUACAAUUGUUGGUGCUGGUAUUAUUGGUUUAACAACAGCAUGUACUUUAUUGAAAGAAUAUGCAACAAAUGAAAAUCUUCAAUUAACAAUUAUUAGUGAAAAAUUUACACCUGAAACAACUGGUGAUAUAUCAGCUGGAUAUUGGGAACCUUAUGGAUUAAAAACUAUUGAUGAAAGAAUACUUCGUUGGGCUGGUUAUACAUAUAAUAUAUUUCUUAGUGAAUUUUUUUCAAUAAAAGCUUCUUGUGGUGGUAUUAUGAAAGUUACAUCAUAUAGAUUAUAUGGUUUUAAUGGUCAAAAUAAAGAUAAUAAUAUAAAUAAUACAGAAAAACCUAAAUUUUCAGAAUUAGUUCGACAUUUUCGAUUAUUAGAUCAACAUGAACUUGAAACAUUUGAUCAUUUAAAACCAACAUCAGGUUUUGUUAUGUCAUCAAUUGUUGUUGAAGUUAGUAAAUAUUUACCACAAUUAUUACGUUUUCUUUCUCAAGAUAAUCGUGUUAAAUUUAUAAAAAAGAAAAUUCAUUCAUUAAUUGAAUUAAAAGAUAAAGCUGAUGUUAUUAUUAAUUGUACAGGUUUAGCUUCUAGAUAUUUAGUUGGUGAUCAAACAGUUCGACCUGCACGUGGACAAGUUAUUCGUGUUUAUGCACCAUGGAUUAAAUCAGCUUAUUCAUUUGAUACUGACGAAGGUUUUGGAUAUGUUGUUCCACAAUCAGAUCGUGUUGUCUUAGGUGGAACAUUUCAAUUAAAUGAUUGGAAUACUAAAGUAGAUGAAAAUGAUACUCGAAAAAUUCUUCGUAUGUGUGCAAAAGCUUUGCCUGCUCUUGAACAAAUUCAUUCUGGAAGAGUCGAUGUUGGUUUAAGACCUUAUCGAGAUGAUGGUGUACGUCUUGAACAUGAAAAAACAAUUGAUGGUAUUAAUGUUGUACAUUGCUAUGGUCAUUCUGGUGCAGGUGUAACAGUUUCAUGGGGUUGUGCAAAAGAUGUUGUAGACAUAGUUAAAACUUUAUUACCACCUAAUUCAAAACGACAAGAUAAUUUACCUGAACAUGAACAAUUAUGGCGUCUUGUACCAAAUUUUAAAUAUAUUAUAUUACGAGCUAAAAUUUAA